UUUUUCGAAAAUAGGAGAAGCGCCACAUCAGUAGUGAACGCAUGGCUUGGAGCGAACUCUUAGACCACGAGUAAUGACGGCAAGUGUCGUUCCCGAGCAGCCAACCGCAGCGCGUCCUGUACGCGUGACGUGGAGCAGCCUCUCGAUUCUUCUGAGUCUCGUACUCUGCCUCAACAUUGUUCUCACGCCGCUGAAAGCCUACCUCUGCGAGCCGUACCCAUGGCAGCUACCGCCACUACCCUCGAUCCUCAGCGCGCCCGACACUCCGUGGUCUGCUGUUGAGGCGACGCUUCUUGAAGCGGCCAAUCGCCGGUACAAUAGCUCGGUCUUUACCCGUGGGACAUAUAUCUUUGACGCGGAGACGUGGACAUGUGUCUACCGCGACGUCUUUGAGAUCCAGCCGCCACCCAAGUCGUGUCAAAUCGACAUUAUGACGCAGUUGAACGCUGGCGUCUUUCUGCCGCAUUCGUUUCAAGAGAGUCUCUGCGCCGCCGUCUCGAACGCAUCAUUCUCAGUCAGCGCUUGCUAUGAGGCGCAGCUCUUUGCCUCGACCUUCAAUGUUGGCUGUGUCUGGACAAUACCAGGCAACGACUCGGUGAUCGUCCACGGAGCGUACCGCAUGACAUCGUCGGUCACUGUUCUAAGUGCCAAGUUCGCAGCGCGCGUCUCGCUCACGCUCUAUAUGGCUGUCGUGAUCUGGCGUCGGUACUAUCGGCAAUACCGCAGCCUCGCAAAGCAGUGUCAACGCUAUGCAAAGGUUGCCCGCGUGCACAUUUGCGUCGGUGAUCCCACGAGCAUCUUCCUCCUGCAUCCUGUACUGUGCCUCUGCUUGGUGCUCGACGUCUGGCAGAGCGUCGGGACAGUGUACUUGGAGAUGCUCGCGGUCCUUCAGACGGAUGACUUUUGGCAGUUUGCACUUGGGUACCUCUACCUCUCUCGCAGCGUGUGGUUUUGCUAUUCAUUCCUCUCUUGCACGUCGAUGCUGCUCAAAAAACGCAAGCGCGAGCACUGGUUUUUGCCGCUGGACCCGACCCUUGUCGCGAUAGCAGCCGCCAUGGUCGCAGGCCCCAUCACGAAUAUCAACGCGCGCACACCGGUCAUUCAUCUCUACAUAUGGCUUUUCAACGUCGUUGCGUCUUCGCCCCACUCGAUCGAGACCGUGGGUGCUGUCUUGUGCUUUACGAUCGCAGUCGGUCAACUGCCGCUUCUCGCUGGCUUUGGCCUGCGCUGCAGGCGUGUUUCGCAGCCGGCCGACUAUGCCGCCAUCUCGUUCAACGACAUCAAACAGCGCGUGCUCUUGACCCUCGAGCGUCUCAGCCUCGGCGUGCCCGCCAACGUCCGUCGGCGCGGUGGGUCGAUCCACGCUGUGUGCGCGGGCCUUCCGCGGCUAAAAGUAUCGCCGUGCAUUAGCCAGCGCGGCGCCGACUGCUACCUCAUCUUGUACGACCAACAUGGUGAUCCUACAGAGGUGGUGCGGCUAAGUUUGAAGUCGUGCAUCGAUAUGACUGCCGAAGACCUCGAUGUGCUCGUCCUGCCAACGUUCGACCUGUUUGGUCAUGUGGCGCUCGUGCCAGACGAGUCGACAGGUGUGAACCGGUUGGUGCAGCACACGCCGCUCGGCAGCGACUGCGCGUGGGUCGAGUAGACUCGAAGGAGGCGUGUUAAUACAAAAACGUCGUCCGCGGCCAGA
Saprolegnia diclina VS20 is the source of this 1690-nucleotide messenger RNA. RefSeq lists its product as hypothetical. The record is from RefSeq and is a predicted model, not a curated record. The transcript is spliced from 3 exons. The coding region runs from base 74 to 1645 and encodes 523 amino acids. NCBI's taxonomy places the organism in Eukaryota, Oomycota, Saprolegniomycetes, Saprolegniales, Saprolegniaceae.